CACUCGUCGACGAGCAACCGUCAGGUCAGAUCGAACUUGGGUGAAUUGACCCUGACCCCUUGCCGGCUCACAACUUCGGAUGAUAUGGCAAGGUCCAGCAGAGAAUGGGUCUGAUCGGCAUAUGCCAUCGACAGCAUUGAGAUUCUUCGAGGCGCUAGAGACACUUCAGGGCAAUGUGGCCAGCCCCUGGUGUCCACCAGCGUCGCGUAGAUAGCGACGCCCCCCCACAGAAGCAUAUCUUCUCUCGUUCGCACACUAUUCCCAUUGUAUGUUUCAAGCUCGAGACUCACCUCCAGCUGCAGAAAGCUACCCGUGCCCUGACCAUCAUGCCAACAAUGGAUCCGCUCCAGCUGUUCGACCUGAUGAUGGAUGAGACCGACCAGACAACCUUCCUGCAGCUUUUCAGCAGCUUCUGCCGUCACUCUUCGAACGAUGCUGUUGCUCUGAAACCCUCCUCGUGGUUCAAAAGAGAAAGCAUUCUACCGCCUCUGCCCGAAGUUUGGCGAAACACCGCUGCCGAUGUACUUGCUCAAGCGACAUUUACCAAUAUCAAAGUCGACAAUCUGCGAGAAUCGUCUCUUCAGCUCCUCAGACCGGGAAACAUGCUGGAUCAUGAGUUGGUAGAAGCUUAUAUUGGUCUUAUACGCCAGGAAGGUGCCAGUAUAUGUUCUACGAGACUGUUUGACUCCAUUGAGCUUGGCACUCCACAGCAGACCACAGACCUACUCAUUGACUACCAGCAAGUGUGUCAUCGUGUCGGAUCACUUCAUCUUGAACAAGCCGAAGCUGACGAGAUCGUACCGUCAUUCCGAUAUCGGAUCCUUGCUGAACUUCUAGCCGGUACUUUGGACCCUUCAGUCACGGAACACGAGAGAUUUGUGUCUCAAACGGUGCGGGAUCAGUCUGCUGAAACUGCGGAUGAUACCCGAGAUCUGAUCCCGAAAGGAAGUUUGGAUGAAGAUUCGAUCUCCGUGGACAGCACGCAACCAAGAUCUUCGCAGCUGCGGAAGGAAAAGCAUGAUGGAAGCUCGUUCGUAGACACUUGUGUCAAGUCAUUCGCCAGUGAAAAGUCGAUGCUUGAAAUCCUCAAUCUUGCGGUCCGCUUUCACCGUGUUACUAAACCAGAUGUCAUCACUGAUCAAGGUCUCGAUUUCCUUUACCACAAGGUGGAGAAUGAUGACCAUGCUCAGGAUAUCCUGAGAAAUCGCCAUUAUCGCGAGCAGUACUCACGUAUGUUCUACCGGUCUCUAAAACAGAUUGGUGGGACCUCGUUUCGUGCUGAUAAUUGGGUCCGUGCCGCCAUGCAACAGAUCAUGCGGCUGCCCCCAGAUACCAAGUUGUGGAAAGCUGCACAAUCGCAUGCAUCCAGAUCAACAGUAUGGGCAGAGUUGCUUGAUAUCUUCCAGGGGCAUUUGGACUUUCCAUGUACUGCAUUGUGCGGGACUUGUGAAUCAACGGCGGCAAUUGAGGGGUUGAGUAGGAAGUCACGGGAUUUGUUUUUUCUUGGGCUUCGACAUCGUUUACAAGAUCCAGCGGAUGGCAUGCUUAAGAACCUUAAAGCUGCAAGUGCGUUAGCUCGUGCUCUUUUGUAUAACCAUCUACCUGACUUUACUCUGGCGAUUGAACGAAAGACAGAUCUCGAUUUGAUGGACUUUGAGGCAGCUGUCAGCGUUGAGGAGAAACUUCGUCUGCCGUCUGGGUAUUGA
Messenger RNA from Mollisia scopiformis, 1706 nucleotides. RefSeq lists its product as uncharacterized. The record is from RefSeq and is a predicted model, not a curated record. The transcript is spliced from 4 exons. The coding region runs from base 174 to 1706 and encodes 510 amino acids. NCBI's taxonomy places the organism in Eukaryota, Fungi, Ascomycota, Leotiomycetes, Helotiales, Mollisiaceae.